AGCCUCCGAGUCCUGCAUCCGGACUCUCAAUAAGACGCGGCCGUAUAGCCCGCUGCGCUAACAGUUCUGUCAUCUUCUAAGUCACACUCAUUCUCCCCCACCCGUGGUGGCCCGCGCACAAUGACUACCGACAUAACAAACCAGCUAGGAGCUGUCAAGCUUGGAGAGCCGGCAUCAGAGACCUCCUGGAAAGAUGGACUCAAGAUACCUUCCAAAGACGCCCGACCACAGACCGAGGACGUUACCGCGACCAAAGGACUCGAAUUUGAGGAUUUCUACAUCAAGCGCGAACUCAUGAUGGGGAUCUUCGAGGCUGGCUUCGAGAAACCUUCGCCCAUUCAAGAAGAGGCGAUCCCUGUGGCUUUGACUGGACGAGACAUUCUUGCACGAGCGAAGAACGGCACUGGAAAGACUGCCGCCUUCGUCAUACCAACACUCGAGCGCAUCAACCCUAAGAGCACACAGACACAAGCCCUCAUCCUCGUCCCAACCCGAGAGCUGGCGUUACAGACAUCACAAGUGUGCAAGAUGCUAGGCAAACACCUGGGGCUCAAUGUCAUGGUGACUACCGGCGGCACUGGGCUCAAAGAUGAUAUCAUUCGCUUGUCAGAACCUGUUCAUAUCAUCAUUGGAACACCUGGAAGAAUUCUAGAUCUUGCGAGCAAAGGCGUUGCAGUUCUGUCAGGGUGCCAGACGUUCGUUAUGGAUGAAGCGGACAAGCUGUUGUCUCCCGAGUUUACGCCCGUCAUCGAACAACUCCUAGCGUUCCAUCCGAAAGACCGACAAGUCAUGCUCUUUAGUGCUACAUUUCCAAUCGUGGUCAAGCAUUUCAAGGAUAAACACAUGAACUCGCCGUACGAGAUCAACUUGAUGGACGAACUCACCCUCCGCGGUAUUACCCAGUACUAUGCCUUUGUUGAGGAAAAGCAGAAAGUGCACUGCCUCAACACACUGUUCAACAAGCUUCAGAUCAACCAGUCCAUUAUCUUCUGCAACUCAACCAAUCGGGUCGAACUCCUCGCGAAGAAGAUCACCGAACUCGGCUACUCAUGCUUCUACUCCCACGCCCGUAUGCUUCAACACAACCGCAACCGCGUUUUCCACGACUUCAGGAACGGUGUUUGCCGCAAUCUCGUCUGUUCGGAUCUACUCACUCGUGGUAUCGAUAUUCAGGCAGUUAAUGUGGUCAUCAAUUUCGAUUUCCCAAAGAAUGCUGAAACUUAUCUCCAUCGUAUUGGUCGUUCUGGUAGAUUUGGACAUUUGGGCUUGGCUAUCAACUUGAUCAACUGGGACGAUCGCUUCAAUCUUUACCGCAUCGAACAGGAGCUAGGAACCGAGAUUCAACCUAUCCCUCAGACUAUCGAGAAGAAGCUCUAUGUCUACGAGUCCCCCGAGAACAUCCCACGCCCGAUCUCCAACCCUCCUGUCCAGCGAACCCAAGGCGCGGGUCAAGCCCAAGAACAGGACGAGGGAAAUGUUGCUCGCUCCAACUCUCAGGCCAGUAGUAGGCAAAACUUCCAGCGGAAUCAGCGAGGUGGCGCGCAGUUCCAAGGCCAGCGUAGAGGACCUCCAUCCAACCUACAGAACCGCCAGAAUGGCAACAAUGCCCAACGUAACGCCCGUCCUCCACCAGCCGCGCCGGCAUAGGAACUUUCGAAGCCUUCAUGUUUCGUUUCCCGGUUUGCCUGAGCAGUUUUCGUCGACCUCCCUUUUGGGUCCCUCUUUUGAAAAUCUGGCGCGAUCUCUCUUUGCUCAGUAACCUGGAGACUUGUUCUUGGUACCGUUCUCAGCUUGAACAUAUUUGCGGUUUUCCUAUUUUCCUUCUUCAUGAUUACGGGAGCGGGUUCGACGAU
Molecule: messenger RNA, 1853 nt
Organism: Mytilinidion resinicola
Lineage: Eukaryota; Fungi; Ascomycota; Dothideomycetes; Mytilinidiales; Mytilinidiaceae
Product: putative ATP dependent RNA helicase
Exons: 4
Coding region: 121-1647 (508 amino acids)
Biological process (GO): cytoplasmic stress granule assembly; P-body assembly
Cellular component (GO): P-body; cytoplasmic stress granule
Molecular function (GO): ATP binding; RNA helicase activity; mRNA binding
Source: RefSeq, a predicted model, not a curated record